AUGACGCUCGGCGCGUCGGCGCUCGCGCGCGGCGCCAGGAUCGGGCCCGAACGCGCGGCGCGCGGCGGCGAUCGCGGAGAAGAAGGCGGAGGCGAACGCCCAUCGACGCGCGUCGACGGCGCGGACGCGCGCGCGCCGCGCGAUCGCGCGAUCGAGUUCGAUCGCAUCGAACGCGUGUCUUGGCGCCCGCACGCGGAGGUGUAUCGAGGAUUCUUGACGCGCGAGGAAUGCGACCACUUGAAGGCGCUCGCGACGCCGAGCCUCGGUCGCUCGACCGUGGUGGACGCGAGCAACGGCGGGAGCGUGCCGAGCGAUAUACGCACGUCGAGCGGGAUGUUCCUGCUCAGGGGGGAAGACGACGUCGUCGCGUCGAUCGAGAGGCGCAUCGCGUCGUGGACGCACGUGCCGGAGUCGCACGGGGAAGGUUUCCAGGUGCUGCGGUACGAAUUCGGUCAAGAGUAUCGGCCGCACUUUGAUUAUUUUCAAGACGAAUUCAAUCAGAAGCGCGAAAAGGGCGGGCAGCGCGUGGCGACGGUGCUGAUGUAUCUCACCGACGUCGAAGAGGGGGGAGAGACGAUAUUUCCGGACGCCGAGGCGGGCGCGAACCCGGGCGGCGGCGACGACGCGUCUUCGUGCGCGGCGGGGAAGUUGGCGGUGAAACCGCGCAAAGGUGACGCGUUAUUCUUCAGAAGUCUGCAUCACAACGGGACGUCGGAUGCCAUGAGCUCACACGCGGGGUGUCCGGUGGUAAAGGGGGUCAAGUUUAGCGCCACGAAAUGGAUGCACGUCGCUCCGAUUGAAGACUCGGCGACCGCCUCGGUGCGAUUUGAGCCCGGCGUUUGUAAAGACGUCAACGCGGCGUGCGAGGGCUGGGCGUCGUCGGGUGAGUGCACGAAAAAUCCAUCGUUCAUGGUUGGGCGAGGUCGUGCGAACGGCAACUGCAUGCGCUCGUGCGGCGCCUGCCCGCCCGGCACUCGCGACGAGUAG
This is a messenger RNA of Ostreococcus lucimarinus CCE9901, 987 nucleotides long. RefSeq lists its product with no specific name. The transcript has a single exon. Gene Ontology annotation, cellular component: endoplasmic reticulum. Lineage: Eukaryota; Viridiplantae; Chlorophyta; Mamiellophyceae; Mamiellales; Bathycoccaceae. Gene Ontology annotation, molecular function: iron ion binding; procollagen-proline 4-dioxygenase activity; L-ascorbic acid binding. The record is from RefSeq and is a predicted model, not a curated record. Gene Ontology annotation, biological process: peptidyl-proline hydroxylation to 4-hydroxy-L-proline. The coding region runs from base 1 to 987 and encodes 328 amino acids.